GAUUCAAACGUGCUUGAAAAUGAAUGAUACCUUAGCUGACUACCGUACGUACUGUAGUACGAAGUACUGUGCAGGUAUUGACGACUGAUGCCUUCUGUGACUCACUCACAUUUCUUGGUUUGAUCCUCUGCAUGGCGAUGUCGCUGUUGUCCUCGCCAACAAAACUGCCACACUACACAUAUUCGCAAUCAUAAGAUAUUUGAUCGGAGCGAAGAACAGGACACCCAAAUCGAUCAACAAAAUGAAGGGGAGAAGAAACAACGACGUGCUGUGUUUCGCAACAGUUGUAUGCUGCGUCGCGUUGGCAACCGGAAUGGUACAGCCCGAGCACCGCCACCGACAAGCCCCGACGCCGGCUUCAACAGCGGCAUCGGCAUCUCGGAGGACCUUCGGUAUUGUUUCCACCGCGUCUCUGUCGUCGCUUUUGAUCGGAAAUCCAUCCACUGCGUACAAAGCCUCGGCGGAUCCGCUGAAUGCACUCAUACCGGCCGGAAGCGGGGCGGUACUGCAGCAGCGGGCAACGAUAGAGCGGUCGAACGAAUGGCGGGAGGGCUCCCCGCGCCUGUCCACCCAGCUGGGACUCUCUCGGAUAGGCACCACGAGAGACGAAUCAUCAUCCAGAGCGAUCGCCCCCCUGCAACAGUCCCUGUCGCCGUUUUCGGACCGGGAACUCUUCUACCCUUCGUCCCUUGCCGGAGAAUGGACCGUGAGGUCGACGCUCCAGCAAAAGGUCUUUCCAUUUGGUCCAGACUUUGUUCCGUCGCAUUCCCUGGUACAGGGAUCCCCCCGCAACCGGGGAGAGCAGGUGGGGGAUACGACUUCCUACACCGUGCGCUACAUCAGCGAAAACGAAAAAACAAUCGCGGACCGAGCCUUCAACCUCGUCUCCAUGAGCCGUUCCUACCAGCAGCUGUCUCCCGUGAUCGCCGACUCGAUCGUCUGGGACUCCGCCAGGGAUCCGACCCGGCUGACGUACCAGACGGAGCCGAUCGCCGCCGACAUGCGGCCCGUGGGGCCCCGCAAGGCCGAGGUCUACCUGACGGCGCGCAAGACGGAGGAAUCCUCCUCCGGCUUUGCGGCGGCGGAGCGCAGCCGUACCAUCACCGUCGGAACCGGGAGCGUCUCCGCGAACGACCAGGAAGUCAUCACCGAGUUCCUCCCCGUCGAUGGCGACACGGUGCGGGCCGUUUCGCGGAUCGCUAUCUACCUCACCCCGAACCCCAAUUCCAGGGAGGGCGUGUUGUGGCAGCAGGUGAACGGGAAGGCCGUUGCCUUUUACGACUACGAGAUGGUGAUGGAACGCAAAAAGUAGAUCCGGGAGGUCCGCAAUGUAGACCUAUUUGCACACUCUAAUAGAUACAAUUUGCCAUG
Molecule: messenger RNA, 1371 nt
Organism: Pseudo-nitzschia multistriata
Lineage: Eukaryota; Bacillariophyta; Bacillariophyceae; Bacillariales; Bacillariaceae
Source: the annotation of a GenBank genome assembly